Messenger RNA from Cygnus atratus (black swan), 3093 nucleotides. It is a transcript of the gene MEGF11, whose product is annotated as multiple EGF like domains 11. The coding region runs from base 16 to 3093 and encodes 1025 amino acids. The record is from RefSeq and is a predicted model, not a curated record. Gene Ontology annotation, molecular function: protein binding. Lineage: Eukaryota; Metazoa; Chordata; Aves; Anseriformes; Anatidae. The transcript has 22 exons.
AGAGGACUAAGAACUAUGUAUCGGCGAAGAUCUCAGUGCUGCCCUGGAUAUUACGAAAGCGGAGACUACUGUAUACCACUCUGCACAGAGGAGUGUGUGCAUGGAAGAUGCGUUUCUCCUGACACUUGUCAUUGUGAACCAGGAUGGGGAGGUACUGAUUGCUCCAGUGGUUGCGACAGCGAUCACUGGGGACCCCACUGCAGCAACCGCUGCCAGUGCCAGAAUGAGGCCCUCUGCAACCCCAUCACGGGCGCCUGUGUCUGCGCAGACGGGUACCAGGGCUGGCGCUGUGAAGAGCUCUGCGACCCCGGGAGCUAUGGCAAGGGCUGUCAGUUCCAGUGCCAGUGUCACAACGGAGCUACCUGCGACCACGAGACGGGAGAAUGUCACUGCGCUCCUGGAUACACAGGAGUGUUUUGCGAAGAGCGCUGUCCCCCAGGCAGUCACGGAGCUCAGUGUGAAUUGCGCUGCCCUUGCCAGAAUGGGGGAGUCUGCCACCACAUCACUGGAGAGUGCUCCUGUCCUCCUGGAUGGAUGGGGCUGGUGUGUGCACAGCCAUGUCCUUCUGGAACAUUUGGAAUUAACUGCAGCCAGGACUGUCCAUGCCACAAUGGAGGACACUGUGAUCCUGUGACAGGAAAAUGCAUCUGCACACCUGGGUAUAUGGGAGACAGGUGUCAAGAAGAGUGUCCUAUUGGGACAUACGGUUUUCAGUGCACACAAAGAUGUGACUGCCAAAACGGUGCAAAGUGUUAUCACGUCAAUGGAGCAUGUAUGUGUGACCCUGGAUUUAAAGGGAUUCAUUGCCAAGAAAGAAUGUGUCCAGAAGGGUUAUAUGGCCUCAAAUGCAACAAGAGAUGUCCUUGCAAUAUUACCAACACUCUCAGCUGCCAUCCAUUGUCUGGAGAAUGUAGCUGCAAAGCUGGCUGGGCUGGACUCUACUGCAAUGAAACCUGUCCCCCUGGGUACUACGGCGAAGGCUGCCAGCUGACCUGCUCGUGCCAGAACGGUGCAGAUUGCGACAGCAUCACAGGAAAGUGUACGUGUGCACCAGGAUACAUGGGAGAUGACUGCACCAUUACCUGCAUGGCAGGAACCUAUGGUACCAAUUGCUCAUCAGUUUGUAAUUGCAAAAAUGAUGGCGCGUGUUCCCCCGUGGAUGGUCUAUGCAUUUGCAAAGAAGGGUGGCAAGGAAUGGAUUGCUCUAUUCCAUGUUCAAGUGGAAGUUGGGGUCUUAACUGUAACCAGACAUGCUAUUGCACAAAUGGAGCUGCCUGCAGGCCAGCUGAUGGCUUUUGUCUCUGCUCACCUGGAUGGCAAGGGGAGUACUGUGACCAGCCCUGUCCCGAUGGAACAUAUGGUCUUAAUUGCAGUGAACGUUGUGAUUGUAGCCAUGCAGAUGGGUGCGAUCCUGUCACCGGUUACUGCUGCUGUCUUGCUGGCUGGACAGGCAUCCACUGUGACAAUAUCUGCAGCCAGGGCCGCUGGGGACCAAACUGCUCCAUCUCCUGUAACUGUGAGAACGGGGGAUCCUGCUCCCCAGAGGACGGCACCUGUGACUGUGCACCCGGAUACAGAGGACCCUUGUGCCAGAGAAUUUGUCCCCCUGGCUUCCAUGGACACCACUGCAGCCAGCCAUGCCCUCAGUGUGUGCACAGCAGCGGUCCCUGUCACCACGUGUCAGGACACUGUGACUGUUUGCCAGGAUUCUUUGGCGCACUCUGCAACCAAGUCUGUCCCAGUGGAAAAUACGGGAAGAACUGUGAUGAGGUCUGCCAGUGCACCGAGAAUGGGACGUGCAAUCCUAUUGAUGGAUCAUGUCAGUGUUUUCCAGGCUGGAUAGGGAAGGACUGCUCUCAGACUUGUCCCACAGGUUUUUGGGGCCCUGAUUGCUUUCAUUCAUGCAACUGCCACAACGGAGCAAUGUGCAGCCCUUACGAUGGAGAAUGUAGAUGUACUCAUGGUUGGACGGGGCUCUACUGCACUCAGCGUUGCCCAACUGCUUUUUAUGGAAAAAACUGUGCCAAUGUCUGUCAGUGUCAGAACGGAGCAGACUGUGACCACAUCACUGGCCAGUGCACGUGCAGGACUGGAUUUACAGGCAAACAAUGUGAGCAAAAGUGCUCACCAGGAACAUUUGGUUAUGGUUGCAAACAACUGUGUGAGUGCAUGAAUAAUGCUACAUGUGACCAUGUCACAGGUACUUGCUACUGCAGUCCAGGCUUCAAAGGAAUCAGAUGUGAUCAAGCGGCUCUCAUGAUGGAAGAAUUAAACCCCUAUACUAAAAUUAGCCCUGCUCUUGGAUCAGAGAGGCACUCAGUGGGAGCAAUAAUUGGAAUUAUUAUUCUCCUUCUAAUUAUUAUGGUCUUGCUGGCACUGUUUGUGUGGUAUCGACGGAAACAGAAGGAGAAGGGCCAUGACAUGCCAAGUGUAUCUUAUACUCCAGCCAUGAGGAUGACUAAUACAGAUUACUCACUUUCUGAUAUAUCUCAAGGUAGAGGCAGCGUACAUUGUUUUUCCAAUCCAAGCUACCACACACUAUCAUGUGGUGUGACUUCACGCUUCUUUACCAGUAAUGUGGAUGGAAACAGCUCCAGUAAGCUCAGUAACAAAAUCCUUGACAGAGAAACUGCAGACUGGAGACCCUACAGCUAUCUGAAUGAACUAGGUGCUUGUGGGAUGGAUAGACGUCAGAACACAUACAUAAUGGAAAAAAGCUUCAAAGAUUACAUGAAGGAAUCUGUGUGCAGCUCCAGCACUUGUUCUCUGAACAGCAGUGAAAACCCAUACGCCACCAUUAAAGACCCCCCCAUUUUAACAUGCAAACACUCCGAGAGCAGCUACGUGGAAAUGAAAUCGCCUGGUCACAGGGAAUCCCCAUAUUCAGAAAUGCCCACUUCGUCCACAGCCAACAAAAACAUCUACGAAGUUGAGCCCACCGUCAGCGUGGUCCAAGACGCCCGUGGCCGGAGUGCCAGUUACCUCCAAAAUCCAUACGACCUGCCUAGGAACAGUCACAUUCCUAGUCACUACGACCUCCUCCCCGUGAGGCACAGCCCGACGCACGGGCCAUCUUGGGACAAGCAGUCUUAA